This is a messenger RNA of Tilletiaria anomala UBC 951, 534 nucleotides long. RefSeq lists its product as uncharacterized. NCBI's taxonomy places the organism in Eukaryota, Fungi, Basidiomycota, Exobasidiomycetes, Georgefischeriales, Tilletiariaceae. The record is from RefSeq and is a predicted model, not a curated record. The transcript is spliced from 3 exons. The coding region runs from base 11 to 364 and encodes 117 amino acids.
CAACGUCGCCAUGUCACUUCCCAUCGUGUUACUGUGGGUGCAGGUGCGCUCGUCACCCGCGUACCAGGACUCCAAGUCGAUCAGCCAGGUUGUCCGUCAACUCGCUCUACUCUUCCAUGCCCCUGUGACCAUCAGGUACAAGAUUGCGCAAGUCAAGUCCACGCCGAUCGAUGACACCGUCUACCUCAACGCGGCCUUCUGGUUCCACCUCAGGAUCGUCUACAUCCACCCAGAUGCUGUCUGCGUCUGUGUAUCCUUCGACCGUUGGCAGUGGUGCCAGCGGCUCGCACCACUGUUCGAACAAACAGCCGCGAGGCGCGGCAGUGCGCACCAGCACAAUCAUACCUUCCAGGCAUUCCCAUGAUGUCCCAGCAGCAGCAGCAGCAACAGUAACGCAUGGGCCCUUACGACUCUCGUCAAAUGCGAUGCGAUUCCGAAUCUGUGUUAUUCUGCUAGUACUAGAAGCUCGCUUUCUCUUGCAGACAUUCCUCGAGAAUGGAAGCUAUCUUCUCUGCCGCAUCGAAUAGAUCUGCU